This is a messenger RNA of Falco peregrinus (peregrine falcon), 1928 nucleotides long. It is a transcript of the gene BID, whose product is annotated as BH3 interacting domain death agonist. The record is from RefSeq and is a predicted model, not a curated record. Bases 413 to 982 code for a protein of 189 amino acids. Gene Ontology annotation, cellular component: cytosol; cytoplasm; mitochondrion. Gene Ontology annotation, biological process: positive regulation of release of cytochrome c from mitochondria; positive regulation of extrinsic apoptotic signaling pathway; apoptotic mitochondrial changes. The transcript is spliced from 8 exons. NCBI's taxonomy places the organism in Eukaryota, Metazoa, Chordata, Aves, Falconiformes, Falconidae.
AUCUCUUGCCUGUCAUUAAAAAUAACUGCCUGGCAGGGUUUAGGGUCCAGCUGAGGCAAAAAACGUCCAUUGUGUAUGUGCAGUGUGUAAUACCUGACUGUGAGCCUGCUGGAUAAGCUGCCCUGUACUAAGAAAGAAAGCAGUGCAGAUAUUCCUGGUACUUACAAGUCUGGAAGAGGAGUUCUUGUCUAGUCAUACAGCCUGAAGGCAUUCUGUCUCAAGUUCUCCAACCUGAAUUAACAUCUGGCUCUUCAGCAAAGUCAAGCCAAGGAGAGAAGGGUCACCCUGACCUGUUUCAGGUCCCAGAGAAGAGGGAGGACCGCACUCUCCCCAGCCAGCACUCCCUUUAAAGGGCGAGGACUUCUGGUCUGAAGCAGAGGGUGACAAGAGGUGCUCUGUCUCUGAAUCCAUCAUGGAACAGAUCAAUGGAUCUGUCCAGAUGGAGUGUGCACUGCUGUACACCUUCCUGGAGGCAUCCUCUGACUGCAAGUUCAGAGAGCAGCUGCAUUCCCUGCAAAGCCAGGGGAUUGUGCCAUUCCUGAAAGACAGCUGCUACUAUGAUGAUGAGGUGGAACUUCAGACCGAUGGCAAUCGGAGUGGCCACUUGCAGAACGGUGAGCUAGUGUUUGACCCUGAGGUAAAUGAAGUUGUCCAGACCAUUGCUGCUCAGCUUGCUGAGAUUGGAGACCGGUUUGAUAAAGAAAUCAAUGCAAGAGUAGUAAAUGACCUAAUGCAGCACUUCCUGAACAAGAAUCUGUCUGGAGAGGAGAUAAUCCGGCACAUGUCGGAGGCAGUGGAAGGGCUUGCACGAGCCAUCCCCUUAGACAUGGAACAGGAGAAGGGCAUGUUGGUGCUAGCAAUGGUCUUAACUAAAAAAAUUGCAAAUACAAUGCCCUCCCUUCUACCGCGUGUCUUCAACACCACUGUGAACUACAUCAGGCAGCAGCUCCACAACUACGUUGUCAGAAUGCUGGAUAACUGAGCUCGCCAGCCCUCUGUGUGGAGGAUGCGGAUUCCUGAAGACUCUUUACUUCAUGUGUGUGAAUCUCUUUUUCUGCUCUCAACUUCUGAGAUACAGCUGUGAAAGGGAAGGCAGAGCUUCAUAGAUAGGCUGUUGUAGACUAGCACAGCAAUGAUAGUGAUAGUGUGAGCUGUGUGCCAGCUCUGCUGGUGCCUGUGAGGGGUAGUGCUUGCUCUCUCUGUGGGUGUUUGUUUUUUUUUUUUUUACUUUCCUAGCCUUUGUGCAGACCCUGGCCUGUGCCCCUGGAGGAAGUGCCGUGAGCAGAGCCUGAACUUCAGUAUUUUUUUGAAUUAGCUGUAGCAUUUUGCUUUAGUUAAGCUCUUCCCAGUCCAGCUCCAGGUGCUGCAGCUGAGCCACACUGAGUGUUACUGUUCCCAGAAAGGCCUCAAGCUGUAAAAUGGGUGGCUGAUCAACACAGAUCACCAAAGGGGGGAGGGGGCUUGUAUGUCAAUCAGGUCUAUCUUAGUGAGGAGCUGGCAGCAAGAGAGACACUGACAGAGACUGAGGUGUUUGACCAGGAAAAGCUGAAGUAAAGAUACUUCAAUAUUAAUUGCCAUAAACCUGUGCUUGCUUGAAAAAUUAAAACCAAACAAGAAUCUAAAGAAAAGGGCAGGGCUAGGUACAGGGCAAAUUCUUUCAGGGAAUGCAACCUGGAUAUGCUUGAGGAAAAGUGUUUAGCUUUAGAAUGUCAUGCUAUAAAGGGAAAGAAGGUAUCAGCCUUGGACCUGGCAUUUCUUAUGAGUAUUGUAGUCACAUCUCAGGUUCAACAAACUGUGACUCAGGUUGAUUUGAUACAUACCUGUCAUGACUUCACCUAUGAUCCAGCAGCCUCAGAAGUUCUGAAUCGAUGUAAAUAUUUUGUGGUUUUUUUUUUUAACUUAAAUAAAAUUGUCAGUUCUUAUGGCAA